CCGCCCAUCAUCUGAGAAUGAUCCACCCAACUAAGAUCUCCAUCUUCUCACACAAAACACACAUCAUACUUCUCUCGCCCAAAUCACGAACCUCUUCUCUCCACCAAAAUGGUCACUCUGAUACUUACGUAUCCGUUCUGGAUCGCAAUGUGUCUCGUUCCGUUGGUGCCUCCUUGUUGGAUGCCGGUUAAUCCCGUCGUCAUGGGAGAGGAAACCUCUCUUUCCGAAAAACAACGGGUUGUGAAGUUGCUCAUGGCAAUGCCGGCGUCGGAAAAGACAGAAGUCACACUUGCGGACGGUGGGGUCGUCAAGCAAGAUGCAGAGCCUGCUAUUGCCACAGUGACCUACACUGUCCCGCUCAGAGCGACCACUGGUUCGAACAUCACCAGGGAGGACGAGGUCAAUGCUUUCUUCGCAGAGUUGUUGGCCCCUGAUCGUACGACAAUGAUAAGUGUUCCGAAGAUGACGCCUACGCCACAAGAGGUGCCUUAAUGGUACACGAGCUACUCUCCCACUGUGUGCAUUGGGUAAAGUACGGCCAUCUAGGUCUCCGCGAAGAGUAGCUCGUCGUGCAUGCGUCGGUGAUAGGGAAGGCGGUGGAGAAGCUUGGAGGAGAAACUGCUCGCCAUUGUCUCUUUGCUGUCCAUUGUUCUCGGUUCAUUGUUUCUGUCAAGGAUUUAUGUUAUAAUCAUCCUUCAAUAACAAUUCAUUACGAUCACACUCAGGGUUCCCACCACAACAAGACAGAUUUGUCUUGAGGGAAACGACAACACGUUUUAGGAGUCUCUCCUUCAUCUCCUGUCAAGUGCUCUAUACGUAGUGACUGUGUCGGUCUUAUCCGGUGUCUCAACAACUAUCUCGCUGUCGAUCUGGCAGAUU
Aureobasidium subglaciale EXF-2481 is the source of this 879-nucleotide messenger RNA. RefSeq lists its product as uncharacterized. NCBI's taxonomy places the organism in Eukaryota, Fungi, Ascomycota, Dothideomycetes, Dothideales, Saccotheciaceae. The record is from RefSeq and is a predicted model, not a curated record. The transcript has 2 exons. Bases 109 to 492 code for a protein of 127 amino acids.